Molecule: messenger RNA, 1979 nt
Organism: Cavia porcellus (domestic guinea pig)
Lineage: Eukaryota; Metazoa; Chordata; Mammalia; Rodentia; Caviidae
Gene: Aqp7
Product: aquaporin 7
Exons: 10
Coding region: 426-1406 (326 amino acids)
Biological process (GO): glycerol transmembrane transport; water transport
Cellular component (GO): plasma membrane; basolateral plasma membrane
Molecular function (GO): urea transmembrane transporter activity; glycerol channel activity; water channel activity
Source: RefSeq, a predicted model, not a curated record
AGGGCUUCAGAAGAGGCAGGCUUUAGGUUGGGGACACAGCUGGGCAUGCAGCUUGAGCCAGGGCUGGAGGAACAAGAUCAAGACCUGCUUUAACCGAGGAGCUCCCCAGACAGAGCCCAGAAGAAACAGAAGGGUAUUCAGCAGGGUUCCCCGCCAGUGCUGCUGCUCUCCGCCCGCUGCCUUGGCUUGGCUGUCCCUGGAUGGCACCUGCUGGUGCUGCUCAGUGAUGCUCACCCUUGAUCUCCAAGGCUGGUCUCUGCUGCUGUCUGCUGCUGCGGGCCUCUGCUUUGGUUGAUGCCACUCACUGCCGAUUGCCACAGGCUAACACCACCACUUCCAGCCUCUGCCAGGGUGGGAGGAGAAAGCCAUCACUAGACCUCCAGGACCAAGGCAGAAGGAGUAUUUAAAAGUCUAAAAGACAAAAUAUGGCUCAAGCAAGCAGGCCGAAGUGGUCCACCCGCAGCUCCAAGAUGGGCUCCUCACCUGUGCCAAAGAAGUUACAAGCAAUUCUGCAGAAGGAGAUGGUGCGAGAAUUCUUGGCUGAGUUCAUGAGCACGUAUGUCAUGAUGGUGUUCGGCCUUGGUUCUGUGGCCCACAUGGUUCUAGGAAAUAACUUGUAUGGAAGCUACCUUGGUGUCAACUUGGGUUUUGGCUUUGGUGUCACCAUGGGAGUGCAUGUGGCAGGCAACAUCUCGGGGGCCCACAUGAAUGCAGCUGUGACCUUCGCCAACUGUGCUCUACGCCGCUUGCCCUGGAAGAAGUUCCCUGUGUACGUGCUGGGUCAGUUCCUGGGCUCCUUCAUGGCUGCUGGCACCAUCUACGGCCUCUUCUACAUGGCUAUUCAGCAGUUCUCCGGCGGACAUUUGACAGUGACAGGCCCCACAGCCACUGCUGGCAUUUUCGCCACCUACCUACCUGGCUACAUGACAUUAUGGUGUGGCUUCCUGAAUGAGGUGGUGCUGACAGGGAUGCUCCAGCUGUGUCUCUGUGCCAUCACGGACAAGGAGAACAACGCAGCACUGCCGGGCACCCAGGCCCUGGUGAUUGGCAUCCUUGUCGUCAUCAUCGGGGUGUCCUUGGGCAUGAACACGGGAUAUGCGAUCAACCCGUCUCGGGACCUGCCUCCUCGCUUCUUCACCUUCCUUGCCGGCUGGGGCAAAGAGGUGUUCAGUAACAAGUGGUGGUGGGUGCCAAUUGUGGCACCACUCCUGGGUGCCUACCUAGGUGGCGUCAUCUACGUGGUCUUCAUUAGCACCCCGCGAAAACGCCAGCGACUGGAGAACUCCGAAGACCACAGGAUAACUGUAUUGCCCAAGGCCAACCUGGGCACAAGCUCUUCUCUUGCUCCUCCCUCUGCAACCCCCACCCCACCCUUAGGUGGCUCCAUGCCCCUCGAGCACUUCUAAGAAGUUCACCCCCACCCUCCCCAGUAAGAAAGCCUUGUUUCACAACAGCGCUCCAGGGGCCUUCCUGUGGCUGGACUCCCCCACUAGGUUCUCCCAGGAGCUUCCUGGUUAAGCCUUCGCUCCAGGUGGGAGUACGGGGCUGAGAGACCUCAAUUCCUUCCAUCCCUGAGAGCUGGGGAGGCUGGGUGAGUGACCUGUGGUCUGAGUGCAGGACAAAGGAUGCCAGACACAGAAUGUUGGACUUUGAGGCAGAGGGGAGGGAGGGGACAGUUUGGGGAAAAAUCAGAGCUUGGUGCAGGGGCCAACUCUGGGGAUGCCUCAAAGGUACCCUGGAAUAAGACUUUGCAUGCUCCUGGGUUUACUCUUUCUCUGGCCCUGGCUAGUUCUUGUUAUAUAAGGCAGGGCUGAAGGGUAUAGAGCAGAAUUUCUCAAGCUUUUUUUGUUUUGGUUAGAGCUCUCCUCAGCAGCCUUUUAGAUACAUUUUUUCUUCAUAUUUUAAUACCAUCUGUAUAUCGUACGUUUCUGUGCUUUGUAUAGAAAAAUAAUUGUACAUAAAAAGUUAAGAUGUUUUCA